Hemicordylus capensis (graceful crag lizard) is the source of this 2263-nucleotide messenger RNA. Its product is annotated as mitochondrial glutamate carrier 1-like. Gene Ontology annotation, biological process: L-glutamate transmembrane transport; aspartate transmembrane transport; malate-aspartate shuttle. The coding region runs from base 341 to 1345 and encodes 334 amino acids. Gene Ontology annotation, molecular function: L-aspartate transmembrane transporter activity; L-glutamate transmembrane transporter activity. The record is from RefSeq and is a predicted model, not a curated record. Lineage: Eukaryota; Metazoa; Chordata; Lepidosauria; Squamata; Cordylidae. The transcript is spliced from 10 exons.
GAGGCGCGGCGUCCAGCUCCUGUUUCAUGGACGGGACGACAGCAGCCUUUCCAUUUCGCUUAAAGGCGCUUAAUUUUGGCAAGGUGUCCGUAGCAAGGCAUGCAACCAGGGCAAAUAAUGUUCGUGCGCGCGAGGGGCACUUGAGAUUCGGGCUAUCGGGUCAGUUUCUCUCUCCCAUAAGGCUCCUCUCUUUUCAACGGCUCCCUGCCAAAGAGAACUUAUUUAGCAGAGAUUAGACAGAAUUGUCUCCACGAAGAACCAACUUCUCGCCACUGGCAGCUUGUAUUAUUUUUUGACCAAAAGAGUGUGGAACAGUUUCCCCCUGGUGAUUCCAAAGAAGAUGGCUGAGAAACAGAUUAGUUUGCCUGCUAAGCUCAUCAAUGGAGGAACUGCUGGAAUCAUUGGAGUUACUUGUAUAUUUCCAAUUGACCUCGUUAAAACAAGGCUACAGAAUCAAAGAAGCGGACAGCAAGUCUACAGAAGCAUGUUGGAUUGUCUAAUUAAAACGCUACGCACAGAAGGCUGUUUUGGAAUGUACAGAGGUGCAGCAGUGAAUCUGACCCUUGUAACACCGGAGAAGGCUAUCAAACUGGCUGCUAAUGACUAUUUUAGGCACCUCCUUGCCAAGGAUGGCGUGGCACUAACUUUAUCAAAGGAGAUGAUGGCAGGCUGUGGUGCCGGAAUCUGCCAAGUUAUCAUCACCACUCCUAUGGAGAUGUUGAAAAUCCAGCUGCAGGAUGCAGGAAGACCAGCAUCCCAGCAGCUUGUGAGCAGAGUUCCCUGUUCAGCUCCUGGAUGCAAGCUUGUCGCUGUCAACUGUGUUCUGACCAGAGCGUACAAUGUGGGACCUGCUUCUUUUUCAAGGAGGAUAUCUGCCACCCAGAUAGCAGCUGAGCUUCUGAAAACUCAAGGCAUUAAGGGACUCUACAAGGGUCUUGGAGCUACUUUGCUGAGGGACGUCCCAUUUUCUGUCAUCUACUUCCCAUUAUUUGCCCAUCUCAACAGAGCAGGACAGGAUUCCAUGGAGGAGAGAGCCCCUUUUUUUCGUUCUUUUCUUGCUGGCUGCAUGGCUGGCUUGGUGGCAGCUGUAUCUGUCAAUCCUUGUGAUGUAAUAAAGACUCGUCUUCAGUCAAUGGGCAAAGGAAGAAAUGAGGAGGCCUACAAUGGAAUUAUUGAUUGUGCAAGGAAGCUAUGGAUGAAGGAAGGCCCAUCAGCCUUCCUAAAGGGGGCUGGCUGCAGAGCAUUGGUCGUUGCACCUCUCUUUGGUAUAGCACAAGGAAUUUAUUUUAUUGGUGUUGGAGAGUUUCUUAUUGAGCUAUGGCAGUAUGGAGGACUUUCCCCCUAGAUUUCCCUUCUCGUUCCUUGGACCUACUGGAAUGGAGUCCACAAGAACCACCAGCAGACAAGAUGCAAGAAAACCAUGGCAGCUCAGAAUGCCUUAUCAGUGUUUCAUCUGUCAGGGAACAAGAACUAAAAAGUCUAGGUCAUCAGGCCUCACUUAAAUGUUACCAGAAUUUCAGAGGCUACAUGUGCCUUGACUAGUUGGUUCUCUAAUGCAUGACAUUUGUGUAUUUUUCUUAUGACUUUACAAGUCAGAAUUCUGACAUCAAGGAAGCAGGACAAACAUCUGUAUGUGUAAAGUGUGGGCAUGUCUUUUAGCUCUGGUAGGUGAGAGACUUGAGCCUCUGAGAAUGGAAUGGCCAUGGCUACUUUUGUGGAGCUUGGCCAUGGGAGGAUGUAUAAGAAAUGUUUUAUUUAUGAAUUGAGCAGGAAGAGAAUACUAUAAACAAUAUUUGUUGGGCCAAAUCUUCUUGACUGGUUUGAGAACCAAACUGGACAGUCGUCCUUGGGGUUCUGUAACUGUUGUUGAUUCACCCAGGUGUAAUCCUCCUGGCUACCCUCAAGUAAAAUAAAACUGAGGAGCAAAAAGUGUGUGAUGUUUUUAUACAUCUGUGUUUAUAUCUUUUCUUAUAACUGAGUAAAGAAUUUGGUUCCUGUGGCAACUGCUAAGUGCCAAAGCAACUUUAUACAAAACAAGUAACAGGCUAAGUAACCAUAGAUUUUAUUAUUCAUAAUUAACCACAUAAUUUCUGUAUCACUGGGUUCAUCUGGCAGACUUAUUAAGAGUCCAAGGAGAUACAUGUGCUCCUUCUUAAAGAAUGAUAAGCUGGUCUCUAGAGAUAUUGUAAAUCCCGUAUGUGCAGUGCAAGAGUGAUGCAUACCUCUGACUUACCCUGACACAAUAAAAAGAUUCAGACCAGUG